GAUAAGAUAUACUUCGACGGUACCACAGUUUCCGGCUGCACUUUCAAAAUGAAGGUUGGGUCAUUUACCGUAAAUUUAUAAAAGUUGAAUUAAAGAUUUUCUGGCCCUCCAAGAAGUGUAAACAUAAUAAAAGUUUAAUCCAUUCAAAGUGAAAAUACUACGUAACAAUCUACAUUAAGGAGUUUCAGUGAUAGUGAAGCUAUAUAUGUACAUAUGUUCCUAAUUAUGUGUACAGCCAAUUUGGGGUUUAUCAUUAUUGCUACAAUAAUAUCAUGUGCAACCAGUGAUACUUUAAAUAGUUCAGAUACCAAUGAAAUCCUACCUGUAACAUUUGGUAAAAAGGAAUUUCUCCGACAAGUAGCCAUACCAUCAGAUCCUUUCGGGCUGAUCUCUCAGCGAAUACCAUGCCAAUGCGACAAAGGAGUAUGUAAAUGUUGUGUAGGCAAUGCUUUAAGCAUUUUCCAACUUAAAGGAUGUAUGGAAGUUGCCUAUAUGCCGGAAGAUUUUGCAUUCGAGCUGAGAAUGAAAAUGAACGAUCAAGUUUUGUAUAAGAACAAAGUAUCUGGCAAGAAUCCACCACCAAUUUGUGUGAGACCACCGAGGUUCCCUUUUGCAAAAGUUUGUGUGACUUUCUAUGAUGUUUACUUUUUCGGGCGAAAUAUGCAUGUUUGUAUGGAUGUUGGUGGUUUUGUUCAAGGAUUCGAAUUGUUUUCAAGGACAUUCGAUUGUCUCCGUGUGGGAGCCCAAGGUGUUAGAAUCGUCAGGCCAGAAGAAGGUUAUCCUAUUCGUCCAGGGGAUGUAGAUAUUGAUCAGGGUGAUGACGAUGAAAUCGAGGAUUACGAUGAAAAUGUGGUUAGAAAUAAUAAUCCCCAAAAAACGCCUGCUAAAGAAUCGGAAGAAGACGAGGAAGAAGAGGAUGACGAUGAUGAUGAUGAUGAGGAUGAUGAAGAUUCAGACGAAAGAAAGUGAAUGAACAUUUUGUUACGUUAGCUAUAUUUCAUUGGAACGAUUAUUGCAAUUGUUAAUUUAUUUAUUUAUUUUAGUAUAUUUAAUAAUAUAUUGUAAUAUGGUUA
This is a messenger RNA of Hermetia illucens (black soldier fly), 1073 nucleotides long. RefSeq lists its product as uncharacterized. Bases 214 to 969 code for a protein of 251 amino acids. The transcript has 4 exons. The record is from RefSeq and is a predicted model, not a curated record. NCBI's taxonomy places the organism in Eukaryota, Metazoa, Arthropoda, Insecta, Diptera, Stratiomyidae.